CUGUAUACAAAGCUACUGACAUGCUGCUCUAAAGUAGAUGUUGCGACUGCUGUGUACGACUAUAUAUCACUGUAAAUGACUGUAGGUCACUGUAAAUGACUGUAUAUAUGACUAUAAAUGACAGUAUAUAUGACUGUAAACGACAGUAUAUAACUAUACAUGACAGUAUAUACGUGUAAAUGUCCGUAUAAGUGAGGCACAGGUGAUUUAUGUGACUGAACAAACUCUGGUGCUCUGUGGUUACAGCCGCUGAAUGACAUUUGAAAACUGGACUAAAACAAGCGGACGAGCCUCAUUUCGCACUGUUCAACAGCUAAGAUAUGACUUUAACGGGCAAAGAGUCAGCGGUGCUUCAGGGAGCUUUCCUCCUGGCUAACAAACUGAGUCUGCCCUCAUCACUGUCCUCUCUUCAAAAGGCUGACUGGAGCAGGGUGGGACAUCCAGUCGUGGAAACAGUCAGAGAAAUCUGUGGGCUGGACGAAUGCAGCAGUCAUUCCAACCUCUGUAAAAAGAAGAUAGUUUGUGUUGUGUGGUUAAAGCUGUUGUGUGGAAAGGAUGAAGAAGAUGUAGAUGCAUCAUGGAGGGAGAACCCUUUCUUCCCUCUCCAGAACUGCCUCCCUGACGUCAACUAUGUUGUCCUUUUGGAGCUAGUAAGAUCAGUGGCAUGUGCAAACGAAUUUGCCCAUUUGCUUCUGAGUCUUCCCCAAUCUCAGAUCUAUAUUGAACUUGAAAGGCUGGCGCAACAUGUGAAAAGCAGCCCUACAAGAGAGGAGGAUGUGCGACUGUUUCUGGAGGUGUGGUGGGAACUGUGGAAGGGCAGAAAAGAACAGAAAUCAGGAGGAGAGGAAAGCACAGAGGCCAUGUUUGCCAAGGAGUUUGCUCGUCUGUCCUCUGAGUCCAUCAGUUUCUCUCAUCAGGCUGCUAAGAGAAUAAAGCUAGAAGCAGAAGAUCAGCUAGCAUCACCGCCAAACACUGACGUCCUGCAGAUUCUGCUUCAUGCACUUAAAGACAUAAAAGACCACAUAGUCUCAACAGAUGUCUGCCUCAGUGCUCUUUCUAUCUGCCUUGAUUCUCUUUAUACAGCCUUGCUGAUAGACCAAGAGGUCAUAAUUCCAACCAAAGAGAAGAUGCACUUGCUGUCUAAAGCUGUCAGCAUCAGAGGAAAGAAUGAUGAGAAACUCAGCCCUGAACUUAUUCAGGAUGUUCAGAGAGACUUCUGUGCCUCUCACACACCAUCUCAGUUUCAGUCCAACAAGAUGAAACUUGGAGAAGCUUUGAAUAUUAUAACAGACCUCACUCAGUUCUGGCUGAGCAGCGGCCUCCUGAAACUGGGUGAUGAAGCAAAUUUGAGUUACUCUGCGUUUAGAUUAGAACAAAGUGUCCGGAGAAUGCUAGAGGAAGCAGGCUUGUCUGAAACUACAACUGAAAUAGGUGAGAUGGAUAAACUCCGAAGUUUGCUGAAGUCACUGGCUUUCCCCACCAUACAGACGACAGCUGAGGCCGAUGCAAAGCUUUCUAUGACCAUCAUUAGUCACCGCCUGAAAGACUAUCAGAAGUUUGCCGUGUUGUUUGCCAGUGAGAAGAGCUGGGCCUCCUGUGAUGAGCACUGGUUGGACUGCCUGGAGAAGAACCAAGCAGCUUUCCAGCAGCACGAUACACUGAUCCGCCUCGCCUCCACCCUCAUGAGUAAACUCCAUGAGAGCUCAAAUGUGAGCCUGUGCAGGAAACUGAUGAAAGUCACUGCAGACAUUUUCUCAGCACUGUCUUUAGAAGACAAGAACAAGUCGUUGGCAGCCAUGUUGUGUUUGUCUCCCAGAGGGUUUUUUGGCCACGCCGUUCCCUCUGCUGUCACUGAAGGGUUUGAGCAGGAGCUCAACAUGGCCUUCAACUGCAUCAUCCAAGGAGGAGGAGCAGCGUCACCUGCAGCGUCGCAGGGAAAUCUGAAUACAGCUGCCUCUUUGGUCGCCAGAGUGGCCUUUCAGAAUCCACAAGCCACUUUGAGGUCUUGUUGUCAUUCAGCUAUUUUCAACAAGGGGGCGUUCUCUCUGAUGACCAAGAUCCUCCAGCUGCUGCCUGGACUCAGAGGACAGAGAGGAGGAAAAGAUGGAAGUGAAUGUAGCAAAACAGAAAUUGAAAAGCAAAAUAUGGAGAAAACAAAGAAUCGUAGCAGUCUGCUGUGCAGGUGUCUGCGGGAGACGAUCAAGAAAAAAUCAUUGUCGGAAGGUGAAAUAGAGCAGUUCCUCAAGUUUGUUGGUCUGCUGAUGAUGCCAGUGGAGGGAGAAGGAAGAUGCUUCCUGCCACCUCAGGAGGUCGUCAACUUCUUUGUGCUGCCGAACCUCUCCACUGUGGGUGACGGUUUGUUUGACAAAGACGUGAGUUUGAAACUUCUCCACACUGCUCUUUGCGUGGACGUCCAGGAUCAGGCGUCUUCUCCUCACUGGGUGUUGAACUGCUCUCCCUUUCCCCUUCUUUACGUGCUCGCCCAGCUGCACGACCAGGCCCAUGGUUUUUGGGAUCAGACAACAGAGGGUGCUGUCCACCAUUUGUCCAUGGAAAACAAGGAGCUGCUGGAGUCAGUGCUGUCCAUUCUGGGGCAGGUGGUUGGUGCAGAGGUGGCAGCAGCUCCAGACUCUUGGUCCAGAGCUCUUUUCUGGCUCUACAACAAGAUGGAGGGACUGGAUUGGACAGUUAGGUUCCACCUGAAGCCCGUGUGGGGAGAACACUUUAAAAAUGAGGUUCCCUUGUCACUGCUGACUGUGUCUGAAUUUCCCGAGCAGGAGUGGACAGGGUUGGACCUGCCUCAGUACGGCCAGGGCACCGGCCUUUUGGCCUGGAUGGAGUGCUGCUCUAUAUCGGACUCCCUGAGAAGCACCAUGUUGUCCUACCUCUCUCUGGACCAGCGCCGGCUCGACCAUGUCAGCAUGUUUAGCAAAGGCCUGCUAGUGGCGCUGACCCAGACUCUGCCCUGGUGCUCCGUGUCCCAGUGGUCCAGGCUGCUGGGGAUGCUGAGGGAGCUGAUCACCUCUGGACGCCUCCAUGUCCCCUUCUCACUGGAGUACGUGGAUUAUCUGCCCCUCCUGGACCUGAGGAGGUUUUCGUGUGAGCUCCGCCUGUCAGUGCUCCUGCUGAGAGUUCUGCAGCUGCUCUGUGGGUCCAGCUGCUCACACUGGCUCUCAGCGGAGGGCUGGGCACAUGUUGGCAGGUUGUACGCUCAUGCUGUGAGGGACGUGCUGAGCUCGGUAAGAGCCAAGCUGCCUCUCCCCUCAGCUGGAGCGCGGAUGGUCUCUGCUUCAACGACUCCUAAAACAGACGCUAAAAUUCCCUGCGUUUCAGUCGAAGCUACGACGGUGACUGAAGACUCUGUGAUGGAAGCAGACAACAACAACAAAGAGUCACACAUGGAAGAGGAGGAGAAGACGCUUCCCAGCCAGGAAGUCCUUUUUGUUCUCAGCCAGCUCUUCUGCCACGUCCAGCACAUCCAGGUGAUGAUGCCAGGUGGCCAGUGUGAAUCCCUCUUCCUGUCCAGUUUGGAGAUCCUCAGCCAUUACAAAGCCAUCAUGGCUGCCUUCCCUGACAGCAGCAACGUGCUGGAGAGCGACAACACACGACACUUCUUCUCCACCAUCACAGACAACCUGGAAAACCAGGAGAUGAAGGCUGUGCUGCAGCAGAAGAUCGCUCAGCUCAUGACAGCCGAUGCACACUGAUUUCUUUUUUUUUUCUUCACUGGGAAUCAGAGUUCAGAUGCGUACACAGGACACUCUGUAUUUGCUUUAGUUUGUUACUAAGGUAAGGAUGUCAUUUCAGUUGAGCUCAGAUAAUGGAGUUACUGCAAAGUCUUGUGUUUGGAAUCUGAAUGAAUAAAAAGACAACAUUUCACAGCAAAUGUCGUCACAAGUGUUACAA
Molecule: messenger RNA, 3906 nt
Organism: Solea solea (common sole)
Lineage: Eukaryota; Metazoa; Chordata; Actinopteri; Pleuronectiformes; Soleidae
Gene: gemin4
Product: gem (nuclear organelle) associated protein 4
Exons: 6
Coding region: 321-3707 (1128 amino acids)
Biological process (GO): spliceosomal snRNP assembly; rRNA processing
Cellular component (GO): SMN complex
Source: RefSeq, a predicted model, not a curated record